GAACGGAGUUCCGGCACCUCUUAGCUGGGUGCCCUUCCCCAUUAUAGGAGAACAAUGGAGGCAUUCUUAAACUGAUGCCUAGGCGUUGAUUUUCACCUGGAAGAACAUUUCAGGACCAAAAAGGGGAUUGUCGCACACCAUACCAGGUCAGUCAGAAGAUGGGAUUUGUCACCUACUUCAGCCUUUGCCUUCUUGGAAUCCUCGUCUCCAGUCCUGCCAAGGCUGCCUGUCCCAGUGGAUGGCUGCGAAAUCAGGGCAACUGCUAUGCAUAUAUUGAAAAGAUGAUGACAUGGGCUGAUGCUGAGGUUGACUGCCAGAGCUAUGGCCGUGGGGUCCAUCUUGCCUCCAUCCUCAAUCAGGAAGAAUCUUCCAUUGUAGCCAAGUACAUCUUAGCACAACAGAAAACACGCGCAGAUGUCUGGAUUGGACUCUAUGAUCCUUUGCAAAACAGGAAGUGGAAGUGGGCUGAUAAUUCUCCCUUCAAUUUUGCAAGCUGGAAUGUAAACCAGCCAGGCCUGUUUGUUCCAGCUGCAAAUAAGUUUUGUGUAGAGCUGAAGGAACAGAAAGAUUUUGAGAAGUGGAAUACUGUUACCUGUAAAGAGAAAAAUGUCUUUGUCUGUAAACAAUCACCCUAAAGAAGAUUGUAGUUCCCUUCGCUGGACUCUAGCCCGCUGGAAAUCUUUCUGAUCUCAGUACCUCCUCUUCCAGUCCUCAAAGUGAAAGAGGGGUUCUCAU
Podarcis raffonei (Aeolian wall lizard) is the source of this 735-nucleotide messenger RNA. RefSeq names its product regenerating islet-derived protein 4-like. Lineage: Eukaryota; Metazoa; Chordata; Lepidosauria; Squamata; Lacertidae. The record is from RefSeq and is a predicted model, not a curated record. Gene Ontology annotation, molecular function: signaling receptor activity. Bases 159 to 635 code for a protein of 158 amino acids. The transcript is spliced from 7 exons.